Messenger RNA from Entrophospora sp. SA101, 336 nucleotides. Lineage: Eukaryota; Fungi; Glomeromycota; Glomeromycetes; Entrophosporales; Entrophosporaceae. The record is from the annotation of a GenBank genome assembly.
AUGCUAAUGAUUCAACUUCGAAUCCGAUUUCCAUUAUUUGCGAAGCUUGCUCCAUUUGCAGUUCUCAGUGUUUAUUCAAAUCGAAAAGAUAAAUUAUGUAAAGCCAUUCUGACAACAUUGUUUGAUUUAAAUAAUAUUUCUACAAGUUCACUUAAUCUUCCUAGUUUAAUAGACAAUAUAAAUUCUGAAGAGUUGAAUGAACCGCUACCAUCAUUAUUGUUAAAAGCACAAAAAGAUAUUAUUGAUUUGGUAGGCAUUUCCAGUGUUGGAUCAAAAUCUCAAAAAGUGAAUAAAGAUCAUUGUAAAAUGUUAAAUGAAUUAGUCAGAACAUAUUAG